AUGAACUCUACUGUAUCGUUGUGCUUUGUGUUGGUUUGCUUUGCUGCAGUCAUAGAAGCGCGAUUGUUUCAAUUUGGUGAUGUACUCGUCGACCCAUCCAAAGACAGAGACCCGACCUGGAUUGCCGACUGGGAGUAUGCUCUAGAACGACCGGCAAAGCGAAAUCGCAUGUGUUUAAUCAACGCAGGACUUUCGCAAGGAUGUGAUCUCUCCGACAUUCUUAUGGCUAAGCAACAGGUACUCCUCGCCUUUGGUGUAUAG
Molecule: messenger RNA, 261 nt
Organism: Haemonchus placei
Lineage: Eukaryota; Metazoa; Nematoda; Chromadorea; Rhabditida; Trichostrongylidae
Source: the annotation of a GenBank genome assembly